AUGACAACGAAGCCGAAGACAACACAACCCUCUUCACCUCGCGAUUUUUUUCAACGAAUUUAUGGACAUUUAGAAAAACGAGAAGAUGAACGGCAGUGUGAAGAAACGAAGAGAGAAAUUCAUGAAUUAAUUACACCAGUACCGAUACUUGCAACACCGUUGCCUUUUUUGCUGCCUCCAGGAAACGAGACGCAUUUGACGGCGGCUGCCGCCGCGGGACUGUCUGCUUUCUUAGCGAGACGGAGACGCAAAGAGGGGAGACCCAGGAGGCAAAGGACGACUUUCAGUAGCGAACAAACACUGAGGCUUGAAAUUGAGUACCAAAGAUCGGAAUAUAUCAGCAGAGGACGGAGAUGCGAAUUGGCGGAAGCGCUCAAGCUUUCAGAGACCCAGAUCAAAAUUUGGUUCCAAAAUCGCAGAGCAAAGGACAAAAGGAUCGAGAAGGCGCAUAUAGACCACCACUACAGGAAAUUAUUAGGAGCUUUCCCUGGGACCCUCUGUCCGGUUUGUUUGGAUGGCCCCUGUUUUCACGUAUCGCCAGUAUUGCAAACGCAAUUUCCAGUUCUGCAAUCCACAAAUACUGAUAGUAUUUCCGUAUACAAAAAAGGCGAAAGUAGCCAAGGUGCCGCUGAAGAAAUAGAUAUUUUGUAA
Messenger RNA from Tribolium madens (black flour beetle), 651 nucleotides. It is a transcript of the gene ro, whose product is annotated as homeobox protein rough. The record is from RefSeq and is a predicted model, not a curated record. The coding region runs from base 1 to 651 and encodes 216 amino acids. Gene Ontology annotation, biological process: regulation of DNA-templated transcription. The transcript is spliced from 3 exons. Gene Ontology annotation, molecular function: DNA binding; DNA-binding transcription factor activity, RNA polymerase II-specific. Lineage: Eukaryota; Metazoa; Arthropoda; Insecta; Coleoptera; Tenebrionidae.